GCCCCGCGGCCCGGCCAGGGGCUGCCGCCGCUGCCGGUCAUCGCCCUGCCUGGGGUGGACGAUUCCUACCCGCCGCAGAAGAAAUCCUUCAUGAUGAUCAAGUACAUGCACGACCACUACCUGGACAAGUACGAGUGGUUCAUGCGGGCGGACGAUGAUGUCUACAUCAAAGGGGAAAAAUUGGAGGAGUUUCUUAGGUCACUGAACAGCAGUAAACCUCUCUAUUUGGGGCAAACCGGUUUGGGAAAUAUUGAAGAACUUGGAAAACUGGGGCUUGAGCCUGGAGAGAAUUUCUGCAUGGGAGGGCCAGGAAUGAUCUUCAGUCGAGAAGUUCUCAGAAGAAUGGUGCCACACAUAGGGGAGUGUCUUCGAGAAAUGUACACCACACAUGAGGAUGUGGAAGUGGGAAGAUGCGUCCGACGGUUUGGUGGAACCCAAUGUGUUUGGUCUUAUGAGAUGCAGCAAUUGUUCCAUGAAAAUUACGAACAUAAUCGGAAGGGUUACAUACAAGAUCUUCACAACAGCAAAAUACACACAGCCAUCACACUUCAUCCAAAUAAAAGGCCAGCCUACCAAUACAGACUCCACAAUUACAUACUGAGUCGCAAAAUUUCAGAACUACGCUAUCGUACCAUCCAGCUCCACAGAGAGAGUGCCCUCAUGAGCAAGCUCAGUAACAGUGAAAUAAAUAAGGAAGAUCAGCAGCUAGGAAUGAUGCCAUCUUUCAAUCGCUUCCAGCCCCAUGAAAGGAAUGAAGUCAUUGAAUGGGAAUUCCUAACAGGGAAGUUACUGUACUCUGUGACUGAGAAUCAGCCACCCAGACAAAGCAUAAAUAGUGUUUUGCGAGCAGCAUUGGAUGACACAGUGAUGCAAGUAAUGGAAAUGAUAAACGAGAACUCUAAAUCAAGGGGAAGGCAGAUUGAUUUCAAGGAAAUACAAUAUGGCUACCGUAGGGUUGAUCCUAUGCAUGGAGUGGAGUAUAUCCUGGAUUUGCUGCUUCUGUACAAAAGACACAAAGGAAGAAAACUGACAGUUCCAGUGAGACGUCAUGCCUACCUUCAGCAAUUGUUUAGCAAGCCUUUUUUCAAAGAGGCUGAGGAACUGGAUGUGCGAAACCUUGUGGAGAAUAUCAACAGUGAUACUCAGUCUUUCUCUUUUCUUUCAAAUUCUUUAAAGAUUUUUUCAUCCUUCCAAGGCACCAAAGAAAUAGGAGGUCACAGUGACAAGAAAAUACAUAUUCUUGUCCCUCUCACAGGAAGAUACGACAUUUUCUUGCGAUUUAUGGAGAAUUUUGAAAAGACUUGUGUCAUUCCCAGACAAAAUGUAAAGCUAGCAGUAAUUCUGUUCAGCUCUGAUUCUGGGCAAGAUUCCAGCAAACACAGAGAGCUAAUUAAAGAAUAUCAUAAUAAGUAUCCGAAGGCAGAUAUGACACUCAUUCCUAUGACAGGAGAGUUUUCCAGAGGAUUAGGUCUUGAAAUAGCCUCAUCUCAAUUUGACAAUGACACUUUGCUGCUAUUCUGUGAUGUUGACCUGAUAUUCACUCCAGACUUUCUCCAGCGCUGUAGAGAUAAUACUAUUCAAGGACAACAAGUUUAUUAUCCCAUCAUCUUUAGCCAAUAUGAUCCAAAAGUGAUAUAUGGAGGCAACCCUCCAGCUGACAGUAACUUUGUUUUCACAAAGAAAACUGGAUUUUGGCGAGACUAUGGAUUUGGAAUCACUUGUAUUUACAAAAGUGAUCUACUGAGUGCUGGUGGAUUUGAUACCUCAAUUCAAGGCUGGGGACUUGAGGAUGUAGACCUCUUCACUAAAGUAAUAACUUCUGGGCUGAAGGCUUUUAGAAGUCAAGAAGUAGGAGUUGUACAUGUUUUUCAUCCUGUUCAGUGCGACCCCAAUUUAGACCCUAAACAAUAUAAAAUGUGCUUGGGGUCCAGAGCAAGUACAUUUGCAUCUACCAUGCAGCUGGCUGAACUCUGGCUAGAAAAGCACUUAGGUGUCAGAUAUAAUCAAACUCUCUCCUGACAUGCCAGCUCAUUCUGCCUUUUUGGGAGGAGUUUACCUCGUUGCUGUUUUGAUUUUAUUGUCAUAUUUUUAAACUCCUCUUUGUCUUCCAAAGGGUGUAUGUUGACCUCAAACUAGAUGAGACUGCUGUACACUAAUAUUUCCAAUUCCUUCUGAACUGAUUAGAUGAGUUACUUUCCUAUUCGCUUUAGUCAAAAUUGACGGAACUCAUGGCAAUCAAAUGAUCCCAUGGAGCACAUUCAUCAGGAAAGACUGUAUCAAAGGAAUGUUCUCUCUGGGCUUUAAGAUGCAAUAUCAAUCUGUGUUGUGUUUGUCAAACUUAAUGUGAUACAAAUAUUUACUGGUGAAGGUACCACAAAAGUGCUUUAUGCUUCCUCUGGGGAAGGAACUCUGUAACAUAAACUUGAGUUUUAUAAUUUAUAUGAGGACUUAUAUAUAUAUAAACACUACUUUUCUUCAUCUUUAGAAUUUUUAAAGUAAAUGAAUAACUAUGAUUGUAUCUUUAUUUUUUAAAAAAAGAAAAAUUGAGGUAUCUUUCCAAAUGCAACUGGUACUGGCUACCAAGGUCCUUAAAAGUCUUAUUGUAAUAAUGAGCUCCUUAUUAUUGUCUGUUCUGUGUGAAUGAACUUUAUUUUCUCAAGGGAUUUAAUCAACUACUCAUGUACAUUUUAGAAGCUUUGUGAAAAAAAUGUCCUUCAUUUGCUGGCAAGAAGAAACUAUGACAGAACAUGAUUAUUUAUAAUAAAGUAUAGACGUACAGUAUUCUUUUUCAAAACAGAGACUAAGUUACUGUGUCUCUUUAAAAUGGGUCUCUACAAUAGAAAGGAUUUUCUUUCAUAUUCCUUUCGGAAAGCUGCACCUGAUAUAAAAGGUGAUAAGUGUAGUUAAAAUUGCCUUUUUUACGUUUGUGCAUUAAUAUUUGCAUUCAGAAACUAGCCAUUGUAAAAUUUCAAAAAUUGUAAAAAAAAAAAAAAAAGUAUGGAAAUUUACUUCUGCUGGUCAAAGUUCCUUGCCAAUAUAUUUAUACUAAACAAAUGUUACAGGACUGUAUUAAAAUGUAUCUUUCCAGAAAGCCUAAAAUCAGGCUUUUAAAUGGGGGAAAGGGACAAAAGGGGUCAGUUACCCUGGAGCCUGGCUAUUUAAAAAAAAGCUCCCAGCUACCACUGCAGUUACAGCAGCAAUGGCAAAGACUGGAGACUCAGAUUCUUUAAAUCACUGCUGGAGCUCCGGUUGGUGCUGAAGGGCUGCCUGGGGGAACCUAGCCUCAGCCCGAUCCCUUCUGCACAAAGUCCCACCUCUUCCAGGAACCUGGAGACACCUCCCUCUCGCCUUGCCGGGGACCCAGCUAAGUCUAUCAGCUGCCCUGCCUGAAAUUGUCAUAUUAUGGAUCUGUAUGGUAAUUAAAAUGAAACCAGCAUAAGAAAAAAUAAAUAGAAAGUAAAUUUUUAUACUUAAGUUUUUGUAUAGGGAAACUGUGUGACCAUUUUAAAUAUUGUUCAUAUUUUCUUUUCAGGUGGUGAUUUCUUCCACAACAUUUCUUUUUAAUCUUUCUUUUUACACUUUUAGAAUAUUUUACUUGGAGUCUUUGCUAAGAACUCACAAAGCAUACACAAGAAACCAUCAGAUUUUAGCCAAACUUGAGUUCAUAUUUUGGAUAUAUGUAAUAACUAACGUAGUUGACUUCAAAUGAUAUUGGAAGGAGAGCUGGGCAAAUGAUGAAAAUAAAAAUUCCUCAAGUGUUGUUCAUAUGUUUACACAAAUGUGUUUUGACCAUGUUCAGCUUUUUUUGUUUUCUCUUUCUGAGUGACUGACAGGCAGGGAAUUUUUCUAGAGACAAAGACCUGUUGACCACCCAAGACUCCAUCCAAGACUCCUGCAAUGGUGACCAAUUAAUUACUGAUCCCAUAGAUCCCUCCUGGCUGGCAGAAGACUCAGUAAAAUUAAAAUCUAGAAAUUAAUCUUUGUGAGAAGUACUCUGAUGUCUCUUGUGUUUCAAUUUAAUGUAUUAGCCUGGUAUAUAUUAGGAAGCAUAAUCUGUGAAACAUCCCGAAAUUCAUAGUACAGUAGUAGUAUAUUUGAAUUAAACACAAAUAACAGCAAUAGGCAAAGGGCAACACACAAAGUAGCUCAAGCACUGGGACAGGUGAGCUCAUUAACAAAAAUCACAGCAUAAAGGGUGUGUCUAGACUACAGGGGUUUUUUUUUUUUAAAGUGGCCUUUUUUCGAUAAA
Messenger RNA from Pelodiscus sinensis (Chinese soft-shelled turtle), 4249 nucleotides. It is a transcript of the gene CHSY3, whose product is annotated as chondroitin sulfate synthase 3. Gene Ontology annotation, molecular function: glucuronosyl-N-acetylgalactosaminyl-proteoglycan 4-beta-N-acetylgalactosaminyltransferase activity. Gene Ontology annotation, cellular component: Golgi cisterna membrane. The record is from RefSeq and is a predicted model, not a curated record. NCBI's taxonomy places the organism in Eukaryota, Metazoa, Chordata, Testudines, Trionychidae.